AUGGUCAAAGAAGCCUUCUUAGCCGCUGUUUCAAAUAAGAAAAUUGUUUUUUUGGUUGCCGCUGAUGAAAAAUUCCGUCCAAAGAUUUGUAACACUAAUGAUGUAUUCACCGCUAAAUUAGAAACUCUUCUUCCUCACAAGGCACCUACUCUUUAA
This is a messenger RNA of Dictyostelium purpureum, 156 nucleotides long. RefSeq lists its product as uncharacterized. The record is from RefSeq and is a predicted model, not a curated record. The transcript has a single exon. NCBI's taxonomy places the organism in Eukaryota, Evosea, Eumycetozoa, Dictyosteliales, Dictyosteliaceae. The coding region runs from base 1 to 156 and encodes 51 amino acids.